Messenger RNA from Symphalangus syndactylus (siamang), 3962 nucleotides. It is a transcript of the gene PARVG, whose product is annotated as parvin gamma. Gene Ontology annotation, cellular component: cytoplasm; actin cytoskeleton; focal adhesion. NCBI's taxonomy places the organism in Eukaryota, Metazoa, Chordata, Mammalia, Primates, Hylobatidae. The record is from RefSeq and is a predicted model, not a curated record. Gene Ontology annotation, biological process: establishment or maintenance of cell polarity regulating cell shape; substrate adhesion-dependent cell spreading; cell projection assembly. Gene Ontology annotation, molecular function: actin binding.
GUGACUCACUCCUCCGAGGGCUUGUGAGAACCUCACCUCAAGGGCGGGCAGGGGGCGUGGGGAAGGCUGCAGCCAAGAGUCCAGCUUCACUUUCACAGCAUCCACCCCCCUCGGGCCCUGCCGCAGAGAGGAGGAAGCUCCUGCCGGCUGCGCGGGCCCUGGAGGAAGUGAGCAGCGGGGCUACCGCCUCCCGGCCUGGUCCCCGAAGCCCCCAGAAGAACCCGGAACUUGCUUCCAUUCGGAACCCAGGGACCACCCUUUGCACCCAGUAGGCCUUUGUUUUCCUGCGUGAAAAGCGGUUGGGCUUGGGAGGCGAUGGAGCCAGAGUUGUUGUACGACCUGCUGCAGCUCCCCAAGGGGGUGGAGCCCUCAGCGGAGGAGGAGCUCUCACAAGGAGGAAAGAAAAAAUACCUGCCACCCACUUCCCGGAAGGACCCCAAAUUUGAAGAACUUCAGAAGGUGCUGAUGGAGUGGAUCAACGCCACUCUUCUCCCUGAGCACAUUGUGGUCCGCAGCCUGGAGGAGGACAUGUUCGAUGGGCUCAUCCUACACCACCUAUUCCAGAGGCUGGCAGCGCUCAAGCUGGAAGCAGAGGACAUUGCCCUGACAGCCACAAGCCAGAAGCACAAGCUCACAGUGGUGCUGGAGGCCGUGAACCGGAGUCUGCAGCUGGAGGAGCGGCAGGCCAAGUGGAGCGUGGAGACCAUCUUCAACAAGGACCUCCUGUCCACCCUGCACCUCCUUGUGGCCCUGGCCAAGCGCUUCCAGCCCGACCUGUCCCUCCCAACCAACGUCCAGGUGGAGGUCAUCACCAUCGAGAGCACCAAGAGUGGUCUGAAGUCAGAAAAGUUGGUGGAACAGCUCACUGAAUACAGCACAGACAAGGACCAGCCUCCGAAGGACGUCUUUGAUGAAUUAUUUAAGCUGGCUCCGGAGAAAGUGAACGCAGUGAAAGAGGCCAUCGUGAACUUUGUCAACCAGAAGCUGGACCGCCUGGGCCUGUCUGUGCAGAAUCUGGACACCCAGUUUGCAGACGGGGUCAUCUUACUCUUGCUGAUUGGACAACUUGAAGGCUUCUUCCUGCACUUAAAGGAAUUCUACCUCACUCCCAACUCUCCUGCAGAAAUGAAAUCCGACUCCAGUGGAAGUUGCAGCAGAAGUUGGAAGCAGGAUAAUUAUAGCAAGCUGAACAGGAAGGCGUCCAGGGCCAGAGAAGGAGCUGGCAGCUUGGGCUGGGUGUGCAAACAGCUUCGAAGCGAAGGGAAAUGCCUCGAAGGCUGGGGUGCCUCGGAGUUGAGCUGCUUCCCAAAAUAAUCCAGAGGGCAGCUGUCUUGGAGUCUGAAACUGGGUCUGGCCGCCUGAGCUGCAGGAAGCCCCAGGACUCACACCAGCUCUGCUCUGGGAACAGAUGGAACUAGGAUUUUUUUUUUUUCUUUUUACCAAAGUCAGCUGGUAAGCGAACAGCUUGUCUAGAGAAAAGUGUGUUCCUGCCCCCAUGUCUUCUGGCAAUGGAUCAAAGCUGCCAGUGCCAUCCCAACCCCCAUCCCUGUCCCACCAGCCUACUUUCCUUGUAAGACUUGGGCAGUGGUGAGCAGAGGGGCAUCAUGGACCUAGAGACACAUGGGGUCCCCACCCUCUGGGGGUGUAGCCCAGGGAGUGUUCUGGACUCCUAGGUUAGUGGGGGACUGGGCUGAGGGGCCUGGCUGGUAAGAAAGUAGAUGAUGAAGAUGUCCCAGAAAUGAUUCUUCCAAGAAGAGUCAGCCAAUGGACCUGGGUUGGCCAACAAUUGCAUGAAUUCAUUUAUUUAUGCACAAGCAUUUCAUAUGGGUUGGUUUAUUAUUACCUAGAACGGUGAUGCAUUAAUACCUAGAUGGGUUUUUACAAAGGUACAAAAUCAUAGUGCACACACCAUUCGUAAGACAACUUCUCCACCUACUGUGUGCAGGCCCAGGGCACAGAGCUGGGUAUAAAGAGAGUGCUCAGACCGAGGCUCUAUCCCAGGGGAGGUGUGGCCCAGGGUGGAAGGGGCUGGGUGGUGCAAUGGUUAGAGUGUGAUGCUUGAGUCAGACCCUGGCGUGUGAAUCCUGGGCACAUCCUCACCUCACUCUGUGACCCCAGGCAAAUCACUUACGUCAAUAAGCCUCAGUUUCCUUCUAUGUCAAAUGGAGGCAAUAAGGAAUCUAUUCUUCAUAGGGCUAUUAAAAAAGUUGAGUUAUCUGGAGAGCUUGAAGCUUGCUGGACACAUAAUAUUCAAUAAAUGUCAGAUGACAUCAUCGAUGUCAUCACCACCAUCACCACCACUGUCACCAUCAUCACUAUCACAUCAUCACCUCCAUCAUUAUCACCAUCAUCACCACCACUGUCACCAUCAUCACCAUCACAUCAUCAUCAUCACCGUCAUCAUCCUCAUCAUCACCUCCCCUGUCACCAUCAUCACCAUCACAUCAUCAUCACCUCCAUCAUCAACAUCAUCACCAUCACAUCAUCAACAUCACCACUGUCACCAUCAUCACCAUCACAUCAUCAUCACCUCCAUCAUCAACAUCAUCACCAUCACAUCAUCAACAUCACCAUCAUCACCACCACUGUCACCAUCAUCACCAUCACAUUGUCAUCACCUCCAUCAUUAUCACCAUCAUUGUCACCAUCACCACCACUGUCGCUAUCACCAUCACAUCGUCAUCAUCACCAUCAUUAUCACCAUCAUCACCACCAUCACUGUCACUAUCAUCACCAUCAUCACUACCAUCAUCAUCAUUGUCACCAUCACCAUCAUUGUCACCAUCAUCACCACUACUGUCACUAUAAUCACCAUCACAUCAUCAUCAUCAUCAUUAUCACCAUCAUCACUACAGGCACAAAAACAGUGCUGGAAGUCCCUCCUCCAUAGGUCCUAGUGAGGAUGCAGUGACAUGAGGUACAUGAGGUUAGAGGCCUGGCACGCCUUUGGCACUCAGAGUUAGGCACUAAAAGGCCAGCUCAUCAGGUGAGUCCUACCUGGAUUUUUUUUUUUUUAUUAUACUUUAGGGUUUUAGGGUACAUGUGCACAAUGUGCAGGUUUGUUACAUAUGUAUCCAUGUGCCGUGUUGAUUUCCUGCACCCAUUAACUCGUCAUUUAGCAUUAGGUGUAUCUCCUAAUGCUGUCCCUCCCCCCUCCCUCCACCCCACAACAGUCCCCGGAGUGUGAUGUUCCCCUUCCUGUGUCCAUGAGUUCUCAUUGUUCAAUUCCCUGGAUUUAUGUCCCUGCUUCUAGGCUUUGCUUGUUGGAGACCCAUAGCAGCACCUAGACUUGGGUAAAUACUUGUGGACUGACCCACUAACGUGACCUCUUAUCUCUCCUGGGUGAGUCAGAUCCAGAUCUGCUGCUUCACCUUGCAGCCUACCCAGCUGGCCACCCCAGCACCCCAGGAUGCCAGCAUUCAAGCAGGGCUUAGCUCUGACUUGAGCCCAUCUUCUCAGCCCCUGUGCUGGGCUGGUAGGCUCACCAGCUCAGCUGAAAACACAGGGACAAGUGGAGGACCUCCGGCUCCAUGAUCCCUCUCCCUUCCCUGGUUGUCUGGAGUAAGAGGCAGGAGUGUGAUGUGGGAAAUCCUGGUUCCAGUCUUAAUGGGCCCCUUAGCAGCUGUGUAGUCUUGGACAGGUCACUACCCCUCUUUGAGCCUGAGUUGCCUCAUCUGUAAAAUGGAAUGAUCUUACCUGCUUAGUUCAACUCCCAGGAUGGGAAUCCAUCUUAAGGAUGAACUGCAAUAAUGGUGGGCAGGGUUUUGAAAACUGCUGUCAGCUAAACAAUGGCCAUGGCUAGCACUGACUGGGAUCUCCACCUUUAUUCAGCAGCCAUGGCCCAGAUGGCCUAGCCACCUACCAAGCCCAUCUCCUCUUCCUGCUGGGCAUGCAGCUGGACUGCAUGCCCUGCCUUCUUUGCAACCCAACCUGGUCAAUAAUAAAAUGUGAAUCAAGUAAAA